UCCUGGCUUGGUCUUUGUGCAACCAAUUAAGCCUGGACGCACUUGUUUUUGGCUUCAUUGAGCUCAGCUCAGUCAUUUAUCCUGGAUAUCUUAAUUCUACUUUUGUGCAACAGGCCCCAGGCCUAAGAAACGAGAUUUCUGAAGAAAAAAAACCCCCGCUAUCUCGUUUUGCAACGAAACUUCAUAUAUUAAAUAGUUCAUUUAAAACUGUGGGUUUUGCUUUUCCCCAACAGGUCAUCAUAUUGAAGAAGUAUUAUGUUUAAGUUAAUGCCAGACCGAUUUGCAAACAAUAUAGGGUAAAAUUGCAUUGCACAUUAAGGACAAGCCAUGGUCAUUCUUUCAUAAAUGUGUUGCUUUUGUUCAUCUCUGUGUUUUCAAACAUGAGUAAAAUCAAAACGAUCUAGUGUUUGCUAAUAUGCAGUGUUUAUUUUUAUAAAGUCUUUUGUAAACAAAUGGCUCUCUAUUGGACUGUAGGGUAGCUGAAAGACCUCAAAGUAAUGAAUUGUCUGUUGGGAAAUGUUUAGACAUUCAUAACAAUAACAUGAAUGAGGUCUUAUUACAAGACAAACUUACACAAAAUAUGGGAUCAAAUUGAAUGUACAUAGAUGGUUAUGAGCUGGCUUUGUUUUGUUUGACUUGCAUAAUACCUUUAGCAUGGUAUUUAAAGAGCUGUUACCCUUUAAAUAAGCCAGAGGGUUUCUCUGUUCUCCUCAAACCAUAUAAAGGCCGUAUGUGGAAGAUUUGGAUCACGCCUGCUAAUCAAGGAGCUGAAAUGGGUCUUAAACAUGCUAUCUCAACUUUGAUCCUCCUAAUGGCAUCUUUGACUGUGGUGGCUAGUGGAAAUGUCACAGACUGUGAUCAAAGAUGUCUGGCCAAUAUUUUGGUCAAAAAGGAACUUCUGAGCGCACCACAGGGUGAUAACUGUACCAUCAUAGUAAACAUCACUUCAAUACAAUAUGAGACACUGUCUUUUGACACAAAGGAAAUGCAGAUGAACAGCCGUAUCAAGAUAAAUAUGCAAUGGAAAGAUUCUGAUCUUGGAUGGCUGCAUGAUAAAUAUAGAUUUCCAACUGUUGUGUUACCUGUUGAUAAAAUCUGGACUCCCAAGAUCGUUCUGGACAAUGCAUUAGACACAACUAUGGAGCCAUACACUAAUGAUGUGCAGGUGAGGAGAGACGGUGUUGUGGAACAUGCGAUUAUCUUAUUCACGGCAGUGAGCUGCGAAAUCAACUUAUUCAACUAUCCAUAUGUGUUUGGGGAGUGUCCUGUGGCCAUCAAUGGAUGGAGUCAAAGAUUUUGUUCACUGAAACUGGACAUUGCUGAUAAUGUGUCUUUGGUCGGUGGUAGUCGAGGAGAGUGGCAGACUUUGAGCGUGACCAAGAUUGUGGAUAAGUUACAAGCAGAUCGCAGUUAUCUCUUGGUCACCCUGUCUAUCAACCCCUUCGGUGCAUUUGUGACUCUGAUCUUGCCCAGUGCACUUAUAAUGUGUGCUGACCUGGUAAGCUUUGCUCUGCCAUUUGAAGGAGGGGAACGCAACUCUUUUAAAGUCACGCUGGUCCUGAGCUUCACCAUGUUCCUUCUCAUCCUCAAUGAUCAUCUGCCUAAUGGUGGAAAUUGUAGCCCUCUCCUCCACUAUCACUUUAGUUUCUGUUUGGUCUGUUUGGUGCUGAGUAUGCUGAUUUCCAUCGUGUUAACACGUCUGUCUGUAGACGGCAGCAUCAUUCCAUGCAGACGCAAAAAGAUUCAUCCAUCGAAUGACACUGAAACACACGGGGGUGGCAAAGAUACAGAGAGUGGCCAAAGAAACGACAAUAUUGAUGUGAUUGAAGUGAAGUCUGGUGGUCUGACUUCAGAACUGGCUUCACUCCAGAAGAUUGUGAAGUUUCUGGAGAAAAUGGAUAAAGACGACAAUGACACGGACAGUACAGCGGCCUUUUCCUAUCGCGUAGACAAAUGCUGCUUCUUAUUUUUUCUAACCAUUUACAUACUGUAUAUAAUCAUCCUUAUUUGUAUUACCAGAACAGACAUUUGCAAGGUUAAUAAUCUUGACUUCUGGGAUCAAUCUAGCUCUGAAGAUUACAGCUAUGACUACUUGUACUAUUCUUCAGAAUAAUGUCCACAGAGCCUCUGUGAUCUCUCUCUCUCUCUCUCUCUCUCCUGCUUCACAGCUGUAUGCAUACUCUAUAACCUGAAUGUAUAGCAAAAGCUAAAAGUGCUACUGAUUUUACAUUUAUUAGGAUAUCAACCAAACAUCUUUAAGUAUAAAAAGUGUAUAUAUUCCUGAUCUAUAGUUUUAGUCUUGUUUGAAAGCUGUUUGUAAUCUAAGGUAGAACUUUAAUCUGUUCUGUACACUGUUACAUUGUUCUGUAUUUUCUCUGUUAAGACAUAAACCAACAAUAUACACUCCUAAAAAUAAAGGUGCAUGAAAAGUUCUUCACAGCGAUGCCAUAGAAGAAGCAUUUUUUGUUCCUUAAAAUAAAUAAACAUUCAGUCAAAGAUUGUUUAAAGAAGCAUUUAUUUUAUUUUAUAAUCUGCCCAGCAGACACCUUGAUGUUAAAAAGACGUCAAAUUGCCAUCAAAAAUU
Messenger RNA from Misgurnus anguillicaudatus (oriental weatherfish), 2584 nucleotides. Its product is annotated as 5-hydroxytryptamine receptor 3A. Lineage: Eukaryota; Metazoa; Chordata; Actinopteri; Cypriniformes; Cobitidae. Gene Ontology annotation, molecular function: extracellular ligand-gated monoatomic ion channel activity; transmembrane signaling receptor activity. Gene Ontology annotation, biological process: monoatomic ion transmembrane transport. The record is from RefSeq and is a predicted model, not a curated record. Gene Ontology annotation, cellular component: membrane.